Messenger RNA from Didymella exigua CBS 183.55, 884 nucleotides. RefSeq lists its product as uncharacterized. NCBI's taxonomy places the organism in Eukaryota, Fungi, Ascomycota, Dothideomycetes, Pleosporales, Didymellaceae. The record is from RefSeq and is a predicted model, not a curated record. The coding region runs from base 169 to 831 and encodes 220 amino acids. The transcript is spliced from 3 exons.
GAGUUUUCUUGGGGGUCUUUUUUUUUUUUUUUUUUUUUUUUUUUGCUUACGACGCCCGCCGCUUGCAUGGCCGGCGAUGAUGAUGAUGGAUACCUCGGUGGGAUUGGGAAUGGUGCAGUCGACAGCCGCCUUACUGUACGCGGCUGGGAGAUGAGACGUUAAUAAAUCAUGUUCACUAAUCUGCUGCUGCCGUCUGCGCUUGCGUGGGCAUCGUCACUGCUGAUUUCGUGUGCGUGUGUGGGUAGAAGCAGAAGUAGGGGUGGAGGUGGAGGUGAAGGUUUGGACUUGAUACUCGUCGUUUUUUUUUACUAUGCACUGCUACCGCGUACUACUCACCACCGCGCAGUCCCUCGAAGCAAAUGCAGACCCCGAUGUGGUGUUCGCGGUUAUUCGCGGACGCGACGCUCAACGCUCCGUCUGUGCAGCCCGGGCAGAAACGCUGGCCACCUACGUGGACCCUCAUCGCGCCCUUGCUCUCCUCGUCCAUCGCCCGCCUCCCCCAGAGCAGGACGGCGUCCUUGCUCCUCUACCACGGCGCAUGUGUCUGCCGCCUCAAGGCGAACUUGCAGUCUCUCUCUCCUCGCCUGUAUCUCGGCCCUCCGUGCUGAGGAUCCAGCGAGGUAUCACCAGGCUCCUACGAACAACAUGGUAGUACCAGCGACGGCAGCUGGUCGAUUUUUCGGUACAGCUUCUCUCCAUCUACAGCAACGCUCGUGCUGUUCGGCCACCUACGCUAUCACCACGGAUUCAUCGUGCCCCACACACCGGCCAGAAAUGGCGCGCUUCACCAUACAAACGACAGUAUCAUGGCCCGCGAUUAGACAGUGGUAGACUGCUUACAGAACAGUAACGCAACGUGAUCCACCAACUUGUAGCACUAGAAA